Molecule: messenger RNA, 1814 nt
Organism: Trichechus manatus latirostris (Florida manatee)
Lineage: Eukaryota; Metazoa; Chordata; Mammalia; Sirenia; Trichechidae
Gene: WDR77
Product: WD repeat domain 77
Exons: 8
Coding region: 166-1131 (321 amino acids)
Biological process (GO): oocyte axis specification
Cellular component (GO): methylosome
Molecular function (GO): protein binding
Source: RefSeq, a predicted model, not a curated record
CGGCCUGAGAGUGAAAGCAAUUAUCGCGGAUAAUUGCGAGAAGUAGAGUUGCUGUAGCCUCGCGAGAGGGGCGGAGGCCCGCAGGUGCACCACGUGGGAUUGCAGCGGUGCAGAAUCUCCGGCAGGCGUCUAGUUUGGGUCUAGCUUGAAGUUGGAAUCGUGGAGAUGCGGAAGGAAACCCCGCCCCCCUUGGUGCCCUCGGCGGCCCGCGAGUGGAACCUUCCCCCUAAUGCGCCCGCCUGUAUGGAGCGGCAGUUGGAGGCUGCGCGGUACCGGUCCGAUGGGGCACUCCUGCUUGGGGCCUCCAGCCUGAGUGGUCGCUGCUGGGCUGGCUCCCUCUGGCUUUUCAAGGACCCUUGUUCCGCCCCCAACGAAGGCUUCUGUUCCGCCGGAGUCCAGACAGAGGCUGGAGUAGCCGACCUCACUUGGGUUGGGGACAAAGGUAUCCUUGUGGCUUCCGAUUCGGGUGCUGUUGAAUUGUGGGAGCUGGAUGAGAAUGAGACACUCAUUGUCAGCAAGUUCUGCAAGUAUGAGCACGAUGAUAUUGUGUCUACAGUCAGUGUCCUGAGCUCUGGCACGCAAGCUGUCAGUGGUAGCAAAGACUUCUGCAUCAAGGUUUGGGACCUUGUUCAGCAGAUGGUACUGAACUCAUACCGAGCUCACUCUGGGCAGGUCACCUGUGUUGCUGCCUCUCCCCACAAGGACUCCAUGUUUCUGUCAUGUAGUGAGGCUGUAAUGCCUCUAUCUACCUUCCUACCUCACUGGCUUGGCAUCCCCAGCAAAGUGAAGCCUUUGUCUUUGGUGAUGAGAAUGGGACUGUCUCCCUUGUGGACACGAAGAAUGCAAGUUAUGCCCUUAGCUCAGCUGUGCACACCCAGUGUGUCACCAGGCUGGUGUUCUCCCCACACAGUGUUCCCUUCCUGGCCUCUAUCAGUGAAGACUGCUCACUUGCCGUGCUGGACUCAGGCCUUUCCGAGGUGUAAGUGUGAAGUGGAAUCCUGUGAUCAGGAAUUGGGGACAACAGCAGGUGGCUGGGUCUGUUUUCCCUUCAGUGAAGUGCUUUCUCUUGGAGGGAGAAUCUUCCAUCUGCACAUGCGGGGAUUGGGUGAUGGAAGCAACACAGACUGUUAACCAUCUCCCUGUUCCUGGGGAUGACUCACAAUCAGCUAUGUCCUUGUUAGAGGAGGAAUGUCGGCAGUGGUGGACUUUCUGAGUCUAGCAUUCCAGCUCUCUCCUAGAAGGGGACAGUCUACCCUGUUCACAUAAAAAACCACAUAUGUGAAAUGCAACCUGCUGUAGGGUAAAAAGGAGCCUUGGUGGCGUAGUGGUUAAGCACUCAGCUGGUAACUGAAAGGUUGGCUGUUCGAACCCACCAGCCGCUCCACUGGAGAAAGAUGUGGCAGUCUGCUUCCAUAAAGACUUACAGCCUUGGAAACCCUAUGGAGUGGCUCUGCUCUGUCCUGUAGGGUCGCUAUGAGUCGGAAUCGACUCAACAGCAAUGGGUAUGAGUAGGGUAAAAGGCACUGGGCAGGUGACCUGAAUUAUACUCCAUCUUUGUCAUGAUUUGCUGCAUGAUCCUGGCCCAUAUAUCACUAACCUCACUCUAGCCACCAUUUCUUCAUCUCUGAAAAUAGAGGGCUGGAUUGGAUAAUUGAUGCAGUCCAUUGUGGAUAGCUACAUUGUUAUCCUGGUGACGAGGCCAUACACACAGUGAAAUGUGUAUAAAACACCACAGAAAUAUACCCCAGAUGUGUUGGGUUUGCUUUCUUCUAUAGGCGUGCUUUUUUCUCGUUUAUACCGCGCCCAAACUUCUU